GUGGCUGCCACAGCUGUCAGUUUGUGUUCGAACUCCCGUCAGCGUGGAUGCGAAUUUUGGGCGGAUGUGAAAUCGCGUUUGCUUUCCACCGUGAGGAUUAAUAAGAUCUGGAUGAAACUGUGAGUGGUGGAUUUUUCUUAUGGUUCAAUCCGCGACCUGUUCCGCGAGGUGGACGACACAAGUGUAAAGCGAAAAGGGGGCUGCGGCUUGUGAACCUGUCCCGAGAGAGUUUCUUCUAUGCGAGGUGUAAAAAAGUAAUUGAAAAUUAAAGAGGGCCUCCUUGACUGCCCGAAGAGUUGCGGAACGAAAAGAAGGUUGUGUUCGCUCGGGCGAACUGAAGUGUGUGAAUCUUACGUUUUUUCCGACCUGCGGCUAUGGGAAAGGCCUACGGAAAGGGGGGUCGUUCUCUCGCGAAUGAAAAUUUAUUUUGAUAGAAGGUGAGCUCAAGUGGAAAAGCUUCGGUCUUUCGUGGUUGUGGCUUGUUGUGGAAAGCGCCAACAACGAGAAAGUGUAAGCGAUGAGUGUUUAUUCGAGAAGCAAAGAGCAGGCGAAGCUUGAAACAAAAGACUUAUGAAUUUGCCGAAAGCCAGUGAAACACAAAUAGGUUACGUAAAUACAUAAUCAAACCAAUUUACAUUCAACCAAACGGAAGUCUUAUCAGGAGGCGAAAAUUGUGGAAAACCUCCGGUCCAACCAACCCCACCUUGGAAAAGAGCGAGAGAGAAACGGAAAAUAAUAUUACAAUAAGGAUUAAGUGAUUAGGAAAAGUGCUUUCACUUACCCUGUUGUUCGGGGUAUGUUAUACGUCGGUGUCGGUGGUCCAUUGAAAUCAACCACCUCCGGAGAAAAGAAGGCUCAAUUUCUAUCCCCUACAGGAAAAUCUUGUGUGGUAAUCCUCUGAGCCGAGAAAAAGGAGCUUUUGACCGUUUCGAGUGUGCUGCUAUCAGAAUUUAUUAAUGUUUACAGUUUACUCAAUCCUCUUUUAAUAGUUUCAAGAGCCAUAAGCUUGUGCUUUGACAACCCUCAGCCCUGAAUUGUGCAAUAUUUAUUUAAAGCAGGAAAUAAACUUACCGAAAAAAGCCGACUCAAAUCGUAAUCGAAAAGAAAAAAGAAAACCAAGUUUCAAACGGCUUCUAUCAUCUCCUCGGUGAUUCAAAGUGAAAGAAGAAUUUCCGUGAGGAUUUUUAGUUUUUUCUCGGGGCAAACCAACCAAACCGAGAGAAAACAACGACAGAACGGAAAGACAGUCUAACGGCCGUGUGGAGUAGCAGAUUUUCCGGGAAUCAGCUUUGCCAGUUCAAGUGGAAAGGUCAUCGGCCGGAAGCGUGACCCUUCUGGUUCAUCGUCACUGCUCCUGUGCUGAAGUGCACUGCCAAGACUUCGUUUGCUACAUGUGAAAGUUGCAUCACGCCUAACCGCAGCCACACCUCCAUCAAUCUGACAACCUCCUCCUAGACUCCCCUUUGGAAGUGGUAGCAUGCGUCGCGUCAGCCGGUGGCUUCUUGCUACCACUCCCCAGGACUAUGCUCAUUGAGUGGAAGGCGCAGCAGUGGCGAAAAUAAUGAUGAAAAAUUUAUGGAAAAACUGUUUCAAGCGGAAAGUGUCGAGCAGUCUUUAUGAAUAAUUUCGUUGUUAGCGCGGUCGAGAACUCGUUCCUUCGUUUGUUCGUUCGGUCGUUCGGUUGUUCGGUCGAUGCGUGGUUUUUCGACUUUUGACGACGGGAAACACAACGACGGCCCCAAAAGUCGGGAAAAUAAUUUGAACGGUGCGGGUAAGCGUGGAAAAAAGUUCAAUUUUAUCCGCAUGUGCAUAACUGUGUUUUUGUGUGGGGAAGAGAUCCGAUAUAUGCUCCGGUAAGGUUGCUGGACAAACCGACGUUAUGAUUUCAUCAGCUUAGUAGUAUUUCCUGCGUGAUUGAUUUGUGGAUUUUUGUGAAGCGGAUUUCAUCGUGAUCGAACAGAUUGGCAAGCCGCAACAGAACUGCAACACCCCCGUCUGCCGCGAAUUGAUCUGCUGUGCACCGAGAGUAAUGAAGAUUUGAAACAAGAGUGCAAUUUGGCUUCAUUUUGCCUCCUAACAUCAGCAACAGAAGCAUUCCGCUGUGGUGGGGUAAAAAGUGAACAAAUCGAUUUCCAAUAUAGCGAGAGAGAGUGUGCUUUGCCGCAUAAAACAACGGAUUUACUUUUUUCCGGCACUGAGGGGUCGGUCGGUCGGGGCAAGGAGUCGGGAGAGUGUGUUGAAAGCUUCCUGUGAACAAAAAGCACAGAUAGAAACAAAUCACGGCCAUUUGUCAGAGUUUUCCCGUCCGUGGUUUUGCAGAGGGUGGCCGAGGAAGAGGGCUGUAAAAAAAGCUAGCGAAGCGGCAAAUUGCAAAAAAGCAUCAACUGCCGACCCGAGUAUCGUCCGAGCUAAGGCGCAAACAUUUCCGUGAUUCGUUUCUCCGUUUGUAUCGACAUGAACAAAAAUCCAUAUCGCAUACCCCUAGUUUAAGCGCGGUUUGGCGAGAGUGUUUCGAGUGAAGUAUCAAAAUAAAUACGAGGUCAUAAAUUUCGACACAAAAACUGGAAAGUUCGGUGGCAAAAAGCAGCAGCAGCAGCAGCGUGGAACGAGAAGCAACUUUCAAGAAGCAAAAUUGUGAAUUAUCGAUUUCGAUAAACAAAUCAUAACCGCGUUAGAAUGAGACUAGAUCGGCUAGGAAAUAUGGAAAUUUACGGCGGCGGAAGUGGGAGGGAGGGAGAAGCUGUACCAUCCGGCCAUGCUCAGGAUCAGUGUUGGCCCGGAUGUAGAACAAACCCACAGAGCUCGAAUGGGGUCAACCACAAUAGUAACUACCACUGCACCGCCGUUCGUAAUGUAGUGGGUGGUGAUGCUGAUGAUGGCGAUGACCAUUAUGGUGGUGGUGGCGACCUUUAUGAUGACGGAAGUAGCCGGAGUCCAUUGGUCACAGCAGCAGCAGCUCGGUCCUAUUUGCUGCCCAGUAGUGACUCCUCCCCUACCACCAGAACCACCACCAAUACCACCAUCAACAGUAGGAGUAGACACAGUUGCAGUAGAAAAAUAGGAUCCCAUCUGCGUUUGCUGACAUUUAUCGCUCUGGUGCUGCUGACACAAUUGACUGUAAAUAUUAGUAUAGGUGAAGCAGCCAGCCAGAUACUGAACAAAGCGGAACCCCUCUUCAUCACCCGGUCGGAAGCGUUCAAGUUUGCCGUCGGCGAUACCAUUGCCCUGCCCUGCGAAGUGUCCUCCCCUGGUUCGUACAUGUUGGCAUGGAAGCGGGGCAUUGCAAUUCUGACGGCCGGAUCGACCAAAGUGACGCCGGAUCCGAGGGUGCGACUGGUGAAUGGUUACACGCUGCAAAUACUGGAUGCCUCCCAGCAGGAUGCCGGCGAUUAUAUCUGCCAGAUGGCGACCAUGAAUCCCCGGGAGAUAACGCACCAUGUGGAGAUUCUCGUGCCACCCAAGAUUACGCACGUGACGUCCGGCGGGCAUCUGCAGGUGCGGAAAGGAUCCCCGGUUCGGUUGGAGUGCUCGGCUACCGGAAAUCCGAUGCCGAACAUUACCUGGACCCGGAAGAACAACGUGCUGGAGAAUGGAGAAGCGCAGUACACAUCGUCGGUGUACACGAUCGAGAACAUGGACCGGCACAAGGGUGGAACCUACAUCUGCACGGCUAACAACGGAGUCGGCCAGGUGGCAACCAGUCAGAUCAUACUGCAUGUGCUGUAUCCCCCCGAGAUAGCCGUGGAAAAUCCAAUUGUGUACUCUGGAGAAGGCCAGGAAGCCAUGCUGGUGUGCAUCGUGCACGGGGAGUCCCAACCGGAAGUUGUGUGGCACAAGGACACCAUGCAGAUCGACCAAACCGAACGGCACGUGAUAGAAAGCCGCGGUGCCCGUCAUACACUCAUCAUCCGGAAGGUUCAUCCACAAGAUUUCGGCAACUACAGCUGUAUCGCAGACAAUCAACUAGGUAAAACUCGGAAAACCGUCACUCUGACAGGGAAACCGAAAGCGGCUGUGUUCCGGUCAAUGCCCAACAGUCAGUGGAAGGAUCGGUACAAUAUCUCGUGGGUCGUAGAUUCCCAUUCACCGAUUGAGGAGUUCAAACUGUACUACCGACUGGUCGACGGAGACAUCCUCCAAACGCACGAUGGCAUCUACGUGGACGAACGGAAGUCCCAUCAUCCGUACGUACCCGGAAAUAUGCUGGACUACGACCGGAAGAUAACCUCGUUCGAGCCGUAUUCGUACAACAACGCGUACAACGGGCACGGAAUGCACCGGGGAACCAGGUGGUCCAAGACGGAUUGGCGGGACGUGGUGCUACCGGCGUUUCCCUACUCACAUCACUACACCCAGGGCAUGAGCUAUCUGCUGCGAGGACUGGAUCCGGACCAGCAGUACGAAGCCCGAGUGCAAUCGAGGAAUCGCUACGGAUGGAGUGAUUUCUCUGACAGCUUUCUGUUCACAACGUCAAACACAGAUACCGAAAUCCGCGACCUGAGCGUAACGCACCGAGGAGGCUCCAACGGUGGUGCACGUCUUCAGCCCAACGCCAUCCUGAGCUGGAUUAUCCCGCUCGCUUUGGUGAUGUCCGUAGUCAGCAACCUACGAAUAAGUAGAACCCUUAUCAGCAGAAGCCGCAGCAGCUUUUGAAGGUGAUUGUUAGCAUCGUAAGAAAAUUCAGAAAAACCAAAAACUAAACACACUUUUAGAUUAGCUACAAUCAGAUCACAUCCAGCAUUCCCAGAACACGAGGAAAAAAUAUGCACACAAACUCACUCAAUCACACACAGGCGGAAAACCUUUAAUGAGGGGGGGGCUAUAUGAUGAAAACGGAAUGAUAUCAAUCGGUGUUGCAAGAGAGGUAGACGAAGAAGCGCGACGUGAAUGAAAAUGUUUUUGUUUGACAUAAUUACGUUACCCAGGUUGGAUUGUGCGCGGUUAAUUCAAUUAGUGUAUAUUCGUGUUCCGAUUCCGAUUGGUGGGACAUCUGUUUCCGGUUCAACGUGUUGCGUGGCACCCCUUUCGUUGUCGAAAUGAGGGGUGAUUAAGUUUUAAUUUGAUUCACCAAGAGGAGUUAUUUAUUUUUGCAAAAAAACGAAAAAGGAAAUUGAAAAAAUAACCGGAAAUUGUCUAGUGAAGCAUGCAAACAUAUUUACACCGCCAAAAUAGAGUCAAGCCGAUUAUUUUAAUAUGUUUUAAACAUGUACUUUAAUCUUCAUUAAAUGGAAACCCCCGUUUAAGAGCUCGCCGGCAAGAACGUUUAUUUCGUUUUCCUACAAUUAUUCUCCCAAACCAAUUCAAUGAAAAAAGCAACACACACAGAAAAAAGAAGCAUCCAAGAAGACUAUUUUUGAUAUGAACGCAAACAAAAAUAUUAAUUUAAAGAAAAACAAGAGAAGCAAAAUGACAGAGAGAUAUAAAUAAAUAAUGGAACGGUGAAGCGAUAAGCGGAGCGAUAAAGUUAA
Molecule: messenger RNA, 5468 nt
Organism: Aedes aegypti (yellow fever mosquito)
Lineage: Eukaryota; Metazoa; Arthropoda; Insecta; Diptera; Culicidae
Product: hemicentin-1
Exons: 14
Coding region: 2677-4653 (658 amino acids)
Biological process (GO): synapse organization; homophilic cell-cell adhesion
Cellular component (GO): axon; plasma membrane; neuronal cell body
Molecular function (GO): protein binding; axon guidance receptor activity
Source: RefSeq, a predicted model, not a curated record